AUGUGGGUAUCUCUGGAGGAGCUGAAGGCAGCUGGGAGGAGGGUGAGGGAGGAAGGGGUCAUCGUCGCCGUCACACCAGAUCUUGGGUAGGCUGGGAGCAGGGGCUAGGAGCGACUGGGGGACUGAGAAGGAGCCGGGAGCAUUUUGGAAGAAGAGAGUGAGACAGCAAAAAGGGAAUGCGAUGAAUGAGGAGGACGGUGCUGAGGGGGUGUCCUUUGUCGCCUUUGUUGGGGAGCCACCCUGGCAGGAAAGAUGGUGGAUGUUGGUGCUUGCGCUUGUGGGAAUAGCACCAGAAGAAAAAUGGAUGCUCUAACAGAUAGUGCAGCUGAGAUCAUUCCACUGGCGCUCUAUGAUUCAGCCCGAGCAAAAAUAGCUGCUAAUCUACAAUGGAUCUGUGCUAAGGCCUAUGGAAUAGAUAACAUCCCAGAGGAACUGAAAGACCCGUUUUAUAUAGAUCAGUAUGAGCAAGAACAUAUUAAACCACCUGUCAUCAAGCUGUUACUGUCCAGCGAGCUCUACUGCCGUGUCUGCAGCCUCAUUCUGAAAGGGGAUCAGGUGGCUGCCCUGCAGGGACACCAGUCGGUCAUCCAGGCUCUGUCUCGGAAAGGGAUUUACGUCAUGGAGAGUGACGAUACCCCCGUGUCUGAAUUGGAUCUCAGCUGUGUGCCAAUCAAAAUGAGUCCUCACAUGGCAAUGAUUGAUGCCCUCAUGAUGGCCUACACUGUGGAAAUGAUCAGCAUCGAAAAAGUGGUUGCAAGUGUCAAAUGUUUUUCUACAUUUAGUGCCUCAAAAGAAUUGCCCUAUGAUCUGGAGGAUGCAAUGAUAUUCUGGAUUAAUAAGGUGAACCUAAAAAUGAGAGAGAUUACAGAAAAAGAGAUAAAACUGAAACAGCAUUUACUAGAAAGUCCAGGUCAUCAAAAGGUACGUUAUCGCCGAGAUCACCUUUCAAGUAGGCAGUUGCCAUUUUUCCCAUUGCUUGAAGAUCUGAUGAAGGACUGCAGUGACGGGGCUGCUUUACUGGCUGUAAUACAUUAUUAUUGUCCUGAACAAAUGAAACUAGAUGAAAUCUGCCUGAAAGAAGUCAUGUCGAUUGCUGACAGUAUCUAUAACAUUCAGCUGCUUCGUGAAUUCUCCAACGAAUACCUAAACAAAUGUUUUUACCUCACCUUGGAGGACAUGCUAUAUGCACCUUUGGUUCUGAAGCCCAACAUCAUGGUCUUCAUUGCUGAAUUGUUCUGGUGGUUUGAGAAUGUCAAGCCAGACUUCGUUCAACCCAGGGACCUCCAGGAAGUAAAAGACGCUAAAACCAUGUUGCAGCAGAAGAGCAGCCGCCCGCCUGUUCCUAUUUCCAAUGCAACCAAACGGAGUUUCAUGGCUAGCCCAGCUGCCUCGGGUUCAGUUGAUGCGCAGCCCCCAGUUCAGCUCUCUCUGGAGACUUGCAACAGUGGGAAAGGAAGCCCUGCCUUCAGCCCAUCCCAUCCACUGCUGCCUUUGAGACAGAAGCAGCAGAAGUCUCUGCAGGGGGAGGACAGCUCAGGCCAGCGGCAUCGUUCUAAUUCACUGACUAAAGUAGACGGGCAUCCCCGGGACUCAGUCCUCGCAUGGCCAGAAAAGAAGCAAAGGCCUCUUUCUCAACCGAUGCCGUUUGGGCUCCACCACACCGCAAGCAGCGAUGCAGACCCCAGCUCCGGCGACAGCAUCAGCUUGGCCCGGUCCAUCAGCAAAGACAGUCUAGCGUCCAACAUUGUCAGCCUCACUCCAAAACAGCAGCCUCUGUCUGCACCGAUGAAAAACAACGGGAAAAGCUUACUGAACAACGUUGAAAUGGAAGACGAGGACGAAGAACUGAUCGCAAUCAUCCACCCCGGCACCACUCCAGUCCACAGCAGCCUUGAACUCCAGAGCGUGCCGGCUCGAUCACCCGGUCUGGUUGCAACUGCGUGGGCUCAGAAAUCGCCCAGUGAAGCCUCCGAAAGCAAGCCAGAGAGCUUUUUCCUGGAACCUUUAAUGCCAGCGGUGCUGCGGCCAGCAAAAGAAAAACAAUUAAUCAAUAAGGAGGAUGAGUGUGGGGAAGGGAAGAGCAGAGGCUUUGUCGCAAAGAGGCUGACUGAGGGGCACUCGGCAUUCAUCCGCAAGAAAGCAAAUAGCAGCCAAGUGGACCACAACCUCAAUAGGACUUUUAAUGUACCUUCUAGUUCUGAGUUAACAACUCUUGCAGUUUCUGGCAUGCCAGACCUGACAGUUCACUCAGAUGCCAGAGUAGAACCUUUUCGACCGCAAGCGUGCAGCAGUUUAGAGGCUUCCUCUCGAGAACAGUCCUUUGGAGGGUUCUUUCUUCAUGCCGAGGAGGAUGUGAUGGGCAGUGCAAAUCUCGAUGCUGUGAAAAGUGGGAAUUCCCGCACUGCUGAUACCUCGUGGGCGAUGGUCAGGCAAGACUCUGACUCAGACAUUCUAGACAUGGAGGAAGCCGAACAGGACUUCAUGGCCGAUGACCACCCGAUAAUUGCCAAGUACAUUGGAGAAGAGGAAUCGGCAAAGCUACAGGAAGACAUGAAGGUUAAGGAACACGAAGAUAAAGAUGAUGCCAGUGGGCGGUCAAGUCCGUGCUUGAGUACGAUUUCUCAGGUCAGUAGCGUGUCCAUGACCAGCGGGAGCACCAGGAUGACUAACUUUGCUGAGCGGAAGCUUCAGAGGCUGAACAGCUAUGAAACCAAGUCCAGCACAAGCAGCUCACAGAAGACCACUCCAGAUGGAUCAGAGUGCUGUCCCGCCCCCUUAACGACAUGGAAACAGAAGAGGGAGCAAAGUCCCAACAGGCAGAGCAAAGAACAUGCCAAUCUGCUGGCUUCUGAACUGGUGCAGCUUCAUAUGCAGUUGGAGGAGAAGCGACGAGCGAUCGAGGCUCAGAAAAAGAAGAUGGAAGCCCUGUCGGCCAGGCAGCGGCUAAAACUUGGCAAGGCGGCAUUCCUGCAUGUAGUGAAGAAAGGGAAAAGCCCUGAUGUUUCUCAGCCAGUUAAGCCAGAGCAUUUGACAAAAGAAUAUUCAAGGCACAACGGGGAAGGCUUAGAGGAUGAGACCCUGAACUCGAGGUCUGAGGCAUUCCUCAUGAAAGAGGAAGGCGAGGAAGAUGUGCUUGACUUCCCUGGAGCACCCAAGGUGAAGGCCCACGAAAGCAUCGUGUUUGCUGAGCAAAACAAUUCGAGAGAGCCCACCGUGCACGAGAUAGAGAAAAGCAAAAUGAUUUCUGCUGCACUUCUAGAGGAGAACAUUGAAUCGGCCGAUAUCAAUGAAUGCGAUCUUUCCAUUGAAAAGCUAAACGAAACCAUCAGUACCCUGCAGCAGGCGAUACUGAAGAUUUCUCAGCAGCAGGAACUUCUUAUGAAGGCGCCAACUGUGCCAUCCUUGAGGAGCAGUGCUCAGGACCAAAAGAUAAAAGCGCCGGUUCAUUUUGUGGAGCCCCUGUCCCCUACAGGCAUGAGUAGUCUUCGUAAGCCGCCUCGACUCAGCCAAGGACGGAGUCCCCGCUUGGGAAGGCCAUCCGAACUGAAAGUAUCCAAGGACCGCCAGCCAACCACAACACGCAUCAAAACCCCAACUCCUAGCGUGGACACCUUGCCACACUUGAGACAAUUUCCAUCAAACAAUUCAUCCAAGAUGCUGACUGAAACGGCGCCUGAAAAUAAUAUGGAUCCAGGUAGCACUCCUCAGGAGAAACUUUCCUUUGACAGCUACAGACUUUGCGAUGAGAACAACCAGCGGGGUGGAUUUCUACUGCCUGCCUCUAAGGACACAAAUAUUCUCUCCGAAGCCAUUAAAGAUGUGAACAGUAACAUAGAAGACCUUGCUUCUUUUGAUGGCUCAGGAAAAGAAAAUAUCCCAGCAGAAGAACCUCUGAGAAACAAAGCUAGCCUUAUUGAAGUGGACCUCUCUGACUUGAAAGCCCCAGACGAGGAAGGGGAGGUUGAGAGCCAGGGCAGCUCAACGGACGUGAUCAGCGAAAUUGACCAGAAGUCAGGAGUUGGGUUUUUCUUUAAGGAUGAGCAGAAAGCAGAAGAUGAACUCGCAAAGAAACGUGCAGCUUUCCUAUUAAAACAACAGCGGAAAGCCGAAGAGGCACGGCUUCGGAAACUACAACUUGAGGCAGAGGUCGAACAAAAGAGAGAUGAAGCUCGUCGCAAAGCCGAAGAAGACCGAAUACGGAAGGAAGAAGAGAAAGCCAGGAGAGAACUCAUCAAACAAGAAUAUCUAAGAAGAAAGCAACAGCAGAUCUUGGAAGAGCAAGGCCUUGGGAAGCCCAAGACCAAAACCAAGAAGCCCAGGCCGAAAUCUGUCCAUCGGGAAGAGUCCUACAGUGACUCGGGAACGAAGUGUUCUUCUACUCCGGAUAAUCUGAGCAGUGCACAGUCAGGUUCCAGCCUGUCCCUGGCAUCAGCAGCAACGACGGAGCCCGAAAGCCUUCAUUCUGGUGGCACCCCAUCACAGCGAGUGGAGUCAAUGGAAUCCUUGCCCAUAUUGAGUAGGAACCCAAGUCGAAACAUGGAGAGAGAUUGGGAGAACACCUCAACUGCUUCUUCCAUUGCUUCAGUCGCAGAAUAUACUGGUCCAAAGCUCUUUAAGGAGCCCAGCAGCAAGUCUAACAAACCGAUUAUCCACAACGCCAUCUCCCACUGCUGUCUUGCGGGAAAAGUGAAUGAGCCUCACAAGAAUUCCAUAUUGGAGGAGCUUGAGAAGUGCGAUGCCAACCACUACAUUAUCCUGUUCCGCGAUGCCGGCUGCCAGUUCAGAGCACUUUACUGCUACUAUCCGGACACAGAAGAAAUCUACAAGCUGACCGGAACGGGGCCAAAGAGCAUCACCAAGAAAAUGAUCGACAAGCUUUAUAAGUAUAGCUCGGACAGAAAGCAGUUUAACCUGAUCCCAGCCAAAACCAUGUCCGUCAGCGUCGACGCCCUGACGAUUCAUAACCACUUGUGGCAACCCAAGCGACCUGCAGUGCCAAAGAAGACUCAGACUCGCAAAUGACACUACCUUUCCGUAGGAGACUAUGUAGAUCUUAUGGAGGGGGACAUCCCCUCCAGCCUCUGAUUUGGGUAUGAAACAAGCAGAACCAUACUCCUUUUUUAAGAAGCAGCUUAAACAUGGAUGCAAGGAAAGAAUGAAGAAACCGCUUCAACGUUCUUAGUUUUGUGUGAAUGAUCAAACAGCUGUUACACCCAUUGCGAAUUACAAAGGCUUUUCACGGGAGGGAAGGUGCAUGUAGCAAGCUCAGAAGCAGUGGAUUUCCUUUUACUUGAAGUUCUUCAUCGGUACAAACUCUGGCUUUCCCCCCUCUCUUCUGGUUUCUCCUCCCAACCCCUGGCAAUCCUUCUCAAAGAUAGGACACGCUGCUUCUUUGGGAAAAUAACAGAGGACCAGGCUGUAUGCGGCAAGCUUUUGAGGAAUACUCUUUAAGAAAAGUUAACUUUCCUUUUCAACUCUGGGCACCUGACAGCAUACGGAACGAUUGGUACUGUAUCCACUGCCAAUAUUAAGCCAGGCUCUGACUGCUGGAGGAAACAAAACAAACCCAUUCCUUGCUGCUCAGAACAAAGUUUACCUAUAGUAUACAUUCUUUAUAAGCACUGAAAGAUUGGAAAAGCUGUCUUUUUAAAAUUAAAAUGGAGGACUUAUGCAAAUUAUUAUGGCUGAUGAACAUUUCUGCAACACAAUCAUGAAGAAGCAAACAGGUGCUACAGGCUGGAAUACCCCCCCGUCUGAAAUUUGAGGCACGCUGAAUGAAGUACAGUCAAUCUUGGAUUUAUUUUUUUUUGUUUGUUUUGUUUCAACUAGUACCCUAACAUUUUUGGUCUUUUUAAUAAGACAGAUUCUAGUAAUGGUAGAAUGUUUUCACUCAGAGCACGUUACUCCUGUAUAAUGGUGCACUUAAUGAUCACAAAUUCUAACACUUUUUUAAUCAUGUCCUGAUACGUAAUUCUACUUUGUCCUUUUUUGGGGAGGGGGUCGGGGGAGUGGAUCCAGAUGAGCAGCAUGCUCUGAACUGGAGCAACACGCUCUUUUUAGGUUUUUUCCCUAUGGGGACAGGUUAUAUCCUAAGAAACAAGGAAACAACCCAAUUUCCAUAUGCUAGCAGUUUUAAAACUGGUAUGCGUUUGUUUUGAAGGCUCAAAUAAAUCUGAUGGCUUUGUUGUUGGUUUUUUUUUCCACCUUGAAAUAUUAAAUCCUGAGUUAAGACCUUUAAAGUGGUGUAUUUUUUCCCCCCUUCCAAAAAGAACCUAUUUAUAUCUGGUCUCAUAAUAAGGGCAGUUUUGAUUAAUAAUCGAGUCUGUUUUAAAAUACGUCUGUUCCUCCCUCAAAGUGACGAUUACGAUUUGUUUUUCCAGUCUGUAUUUAUCCAUUAUCGAGGCCAGAGCACUUCUUACUGUGAUUCUUCUGCCUGGGCUUCUCUUUCUAGAGAAGCACAUUGGUUUGCACAUGUUUACUUCUACUUGAAGUGUUAUUUGAAUAUGUUUCAUAUAGUGCAACGGACACUAUUCCUACACGAGAGAUGAGAAAUGCUGAUUCUCUAAAACAAUCCCAUGUUAUUAUUUAAAAUGAAGUUAAAAUAAUAAUACUUGGAAUGAAAAGUGAGUUGUGCAUAGAAGGGGAGAGAAAUAGAGUAAUUAACGCUAACUAGAGAAAUGCAAAUGAAGGUCUUCCACUGCAAGUCUUCUCAGUUUUCAUUCCCCUACAGUACUUUUAAAUAGGUCGGCUGUAAAUUUUGUUCAAUAGUUGGCUACCAUGUAAAUAAGGAAAGGCUUUAUUUCUAAAAGUGCUAAGUAUUAAACACUGUCAUGAGUGUAUUUUUUUGUUACAUGCUUCUCAUACUUUAUUUCUCACUGUUUGAUAUUAUACAACAUAUUUAUUUUAUGGAAGCACUGAAAUUUAAUAAAGAUCAUCAGUGGA
Messenger RNA from Varanus komodoensis (Komodo dragon), 6942 nucleotides. It is a transcript of the gene CAMSAP1, whose product is annotated as calmodulin regulated spectrin associated protein 1. Gene Ontology annotation, cellular component: microtubule minus-end. The transcript has 18 exons. Gene Ontology annotation, biological process: negative regulation of microtubule depolymerization; neuron projection development; cytoplasmic microtubule organization. Bases 253 to 5022 code for a protein of 1589 amino acids. Lineage: Eukaryota; Metazoa; Chordata; Lepidosauria; Squamata; Varanidae. The record is from RefSeq and is a predicted model, not a curated record. Gene Ontology annotation, molecular function: spectrin binding; microtubule minus-end binding; calmodulin binding.